Trifolium pratense (red clover) is the source of this 1327-nucleotide messenger RNA. RefSeq lists its product as uncharacterized. Lineage: Eukaryota; Viridiplantae; Streptophyta; Magnoliopsida; Fabales; Fabaceae. The transcript has a single exon. The record is from RefSeq and is a predicted model, not a curated record. The coding region runs from base 98 to 730 and encodes 210 amino acids.
CUCUUUACCCUCUUUAACCUUUUAUAUAUACACCCCUCUUGAAGUUCAAGCCCACACAUAACACACACAAACACAUUCCUUCAUCUUACCAACCAGCAUGGAUUGGUUCUCAUGGCUUUCAAAAACAAACCUUGAUCCAUCUCUUGUAUAUGAGUAUGGCCUCACACUUGCACACAAUGAGCUAGAACAAGAAGACUUGGUUUACUUCAACCAUGAAUUUCUCCAAAGCAUGGGAAUAUCCAUAGCCAAACAUAGGCUAGAAAUUCUCAAACUUGCAAGAAAAGAAAAGGGAAAAAGACAACCACCAAGACCAAUUUCAAAGAUCAUGGUAGCAAUCAAAAAGACAAAAAAGUGCUUAUCUAAUUACAUAAUGAGAAAAUUGGUUACAUGUGAAGAAUCAAAUACAGCACUUGUUGUUGUUCCAACAUCAAGAGCUAGUAGUAGUAGUUAUUAUGGAACAAGAUCAUCAUCAUGGAAGAGUAGUUCUUUGGUUAAGAGGAAUAAGAAGUUGAAGGUUGCUAAACAAGAGAGGCUAUUGCUUACAAAUGGAAGUCCUAGUCCUACAAUUAUGCCUGGUCUUGCUCUUGAUAGUUUUUGUAGUACUCCUAUGGUUUAUCAUUUUCAUGAAGGAAAGAUGAAAGGUGAUGAUGAAGAUGGUAAUGGUUAUUGGUCAGCUGCUGUUGAAGAUAUCAGGUGGGAUACUAUGUUCCAAGAUCUAAAACCAAACUAAAAUUUUUAAUUUCACUUUUUUAAUUAAUUUUUUUAAUUUUUCUUUUCGGGGUUUUAACUAUUUCAAUCCAAAAUUUUAUGUGGAUGCUUGGAACUACGACAAAUAGUUGUAGUAACUUGCAGUGGAUCAGAAGUAGAAGCGUCAGGUUAUAUUUACGAUAACUUAGAGCUUCUAUGAUCGCGUGUUUGGAUAUGCGAAAUCACUGCAGGUCCAGACAUAUUUUAUAUAAGUUGGUGAGAGAUGGGUUUUUUGAGUUCUUCCACCAUAUAGAUUUGAAUGUGUUUUUUUUUUUUGUUGCUUUUUAUGUUUUUGUUAUUUUGCAUUAGUGGUGUGGAUCAUGCGGAUGGGUAACUUUAGCACCUUGUCUGUUUGAGUAAUGAGGUUUGUCUACUUUUUGCUUUUGAAUGUUUGUAACUUUUAGCUUUGUUAGGGGAAAUUUGGAUUUAAUUAGAUUAGCGUAAUUGUGGGGAGAGAAUGAUUAAGAUAGGUGAUUACUUUAGUUCUUUAUUGCAAAUUUGAGGUCCAAAUUUGUACUCUCUCAUGGUUAGUUCUUUUUACAAUAUACACAUUGACAAAAGUAUAUUUAUAGUUAAAUAA